AUGUCACACCCUUGUACAGUUCCUACAUGCAAACGUAUAUCACGAGCUUUAUGUUAUUGUUGCCAGCAAAAUCUUUGUUUACAACAUUUAAAUGAACAUAAUGCAGUUCUCGUCAGUCAAUUAAAUCCUUUGACUGACGAAAUCAACGGACUUGGUGAUCGUUUGAAUGUAUUAAAUAUUCAAACUAUGCUUAGUGAUUGUCGUCACAAAUUAGAACAAUGGCGUUUAGAUUGCCACGAGAAAAUCAAUCAAUUUUUCGAACAAAGAUGCCUUGAAUUGGAUCGUCUUGUAACUGUUAAAUUAGAUACACAACGGGAAAAAACGAUAGAAGUACAAUCGAAAAUAGCUGAACUAUUACGUGAACAAGAUGUAACUCGAAAUGAUAUUGAUUCAUUAACAUCACAUAUUCAUCACCUAAAAAGAGAACUAGAUACUAUCGAACAAAUUCACUCUCGAAUUGAUACGCAUUCGAUCGUUAUACCUGAUCAUUUAAUUCAAAUAGAAGAAUUAACUGAACGAAAACUUGAUCUAUCUCAUCUUUCACCAGUAUACAAAACAAUCCAUCGUUUGGGUGGCAAUUGUAAAGUAAUUGCUAUCAAUGGUGAUUUCUUACUAAUGCAGCAAGGAAAUAAUUUAUGUUUAAUUGAUCGAGAGAUGACAAUCAUAAGAAAGAGUCUCUACUUUCAAGAUGCGAUAUUUGACAUGUGUUGGUCAUCGAUAUUAUCUCGCUUUAUAGUAAUUGCUGAAAAUGGUACUUAUUUCGUAGAUGAAAAUACAAUGGCCAUUGAGACUCUGCAAUCAAUUGAAAAACGAAGAUGGUUUUCAUGUACGUGCUCUGAUGCAUUUUUAUUUGCCUCAACUUUGGAAACAGAGCCAUCUAUUGUCAAAUUUAGUAUGUCUCCAACAGUAGUAGCAAUUAAGGAAUGGAAAACUCCAUAUACAUGUACAAGCGGUGAACGCAUUGAUAACAUUGUUUAUAAUAAUUCGACCCUUGGUUUAAUGAUUUCGAACGUAAAUACAGGGACUAUGCGUAUGGAAUUAAGAUCUUCGGAUACAUUCGAUCGUAUUUGGACGCUUAAACUUGAUAUUGCUCCUAACAAGUCGAUAGCAACUCGUUGCUGUUUGCUCAAUUGCGGUGAAUGGCUUGCAGCCGAUUUUAAUACAAGUUGUUUAGCGCAAAUAACAAAUGAUGGCAAAAUAAAAAAAAAGAUCCCGUACCAUACGGCACCAUAUCGUAUAGCUUUGUUUGGUCCAGACUUAUUAGUCGUAUCUACUAAAGACGGAAUCAACUCUCAUAAAAUAUUUGUCUUAGAAGAUGAUAUUCUUUACGAUAUUAAAUGGCAACCUGAAUUAACUCCACCACUUGAUUUUCUAAAUACUUAUACAUUUACAUCAAAACGCAAAGAAGGAUAUUCUUGUGUUUUACCAGUAUCUCAAACAACAGAUACAAUUUUACCAGAAACAAUUUUAUUCAGUGAACUUGAACCAUUUUUUGAAGUUAUUCAUUCACAAUCGAAAACAACAUGUACAUAUCGAUUAGAUCCAUACUGGACAUAUGAAUUGUGUCAUGGUCUGCAAAUUCGACAAUAUCAUGAGACAAAAGUGGGUGGAAAACGAGCUGUUGUUCAAGAAUAUACUCUUGGUACUCAUCAUUCAGAAGACCAAAACAGACUAGUUAAUCAGGAAAAUCAACAAUUAGUUAAGAUUCAUUAUAAAACAAUUGAAAAUCGACAAAUACCUAUGUUACCUGUUCGAUAUACACAUGGAACAGCUUGUGAAAUAAAUUCAAAUCAACCACGUGAAACACUUGUUCUAUAUAUGUGCCAUGAUAAAGGUAAUAAUGCAAUAAUUAAUUUUCACGAAGUUUCAUCAUGUUACUACGAAAUGACAAUUGCUUCACCACAACUUUGUCAAAUUCCAGCAUUCAAAUUAGCAGAGCACAAUCGAUACACAAUAAAUUGUUAUCCACAAGCAAAUGCUCCACAAGUACCAAAAAAUUUGAAACGACUUGAAGAUGAACAUGAACAAUCAACAAAACGAGGUGAUGGUGCACAAUUUACUUUAACAAAUGCAGAUGGAUCAACAUUUAUUAUUUCGUUUACAUAUGCAAAUGAAGAAACUAUAAAAGCAUUAACUAAUAAUAUCAAUGCUGAAACAAUCAAUACAGUUACACCAUCAACUGUACCUGAACUUGAACAACAACAACAACAACAACAACCACCACCAUCUACUAUUAGUGAUAAUGAUUUUCUUAAAAGAUUCCUGACUGGUCAAGAAUGUUUAUCGAGUGGAUCAGGUUGGUGGAAAUAUGAAAUCUGUUAUGGAAAACAUGCACUUCAAUUUCAUGACGAAGGUCAAACACGAACAUCAGUUUUACUUGGCACAUGGAAUCGUGAAAAACAUAUUGAAUGGAUAAAUGCGAAUCAAGAAAAAAGAUCUAAUAAAAAUAAAAAAGGACAACAAUAUAUCUCAAUGUAUUAUACUGGUGGAGAUAUGUGUGAAUUGACAAAUCAACCACGUGUUGUUGAAGUUAAAUUAAAAUGUGUGACAAGAAAAGAUAACUCUCAGUUAGUUACAAUGUAUCUCAUUGAACCACAAACAUGUUCUUAUAUAUUAGGAGUUGAAAAUCCAUUAUUUUGCAAUUUAAUUGAUAAUACAGAUGAAUAUGGCAUCCCUGAUCAAGAAAAAUUAUUCGCACAUAUUGAAGGACAAUAG
This is a messenger RNA of Adineta steineri, 2715 nucleotides long. The record is from the annotation of a GenBank genome assembly. NCBI's taxonomy places the organism in Eukaryota, Metazoa, Rotifera, Eurotatoria, Adinetida, Adinetidae.